AUGUCGACAGAUCAACAAUGUGCCGUGAACGAUGAGAAUCAGGUUGUAGAGCAUUCUCCGGAAUCGAUCGAAUAUCUACAAAGAAUGCAGCGAUACAUGAGAAUUCUUCAAUUUAAGCAACAAACGAUUGCUGAUGAAUUGGAACCCAAGAAAGAACCUGUUCCACCUCAAAACAAUGCCCCGGUUCAGGAUCUACAAAUCAGGAAUCUUCCACCACUAAAGCUUAAAAUUGACAUAACGCUGGAGAUAACUGUUAGAAACAAUGGCAUGAUGCCGGAGGAGGAGCUUUUGCGCAUUAUAAAUGAAGGACCAUCUGAGGAUGAACUUCCCUAUUUUAAGAUGGACAACUGUAAUCCGAAUAAAGAUGAUAAUCAAGAGCUAGAUGUUGUCCCGGAAGACGUUCAACCAUCAGCGCAAAGCAGUUCAUUCUAUCCAACAAAUUAUCUUCAGUUCAACCAAACGUUGGCCCGUAUAACAGCGGAAUUGGACAAUGCUAUACGUGAGGUAAUUAGAAAAGCUGAGACUGUCAAUGAGAUUGCAGAAGCAAAUACAGUUUCGUUACGUGCUCGUCCCGAAGAAAUGCAAUUAGUGCCAAUAAAUCGAUCUGCGCACCUGAAUGGAAAUCCAAACGCACAAGUACCUGCUCUUCCAUGUAAUGUGUCCAAUGAAGCUGCCGGUCAGGCAAGACAGGAACCAUCAGUGGCCGAAGGGAUGUUUCUAAGAUUGACGGGUUAUUAUGGCGACGUCAGAUUAGAUACGGAAGAGCGGAUGCGUCGGGAUCGUGUUGAUCCAGCAGCAAGCAGAGACAAGACCGACAAGAGAGUGAAGAAAGAGAGGGAUGAAAUGUGUUUGAAUUUCUUUUCGUUGAGCUGA
This is a messenger RNA of Caenorhabditis bovis, 873 nucleotides long. The record is from the annotation of a GenBank genome assembly. NCBI's taxonomy places the organism in Eukaryota, Metazoa, Nematoda, Chromadorea, Rhabditida, Rhabditidae.